AUGGCCACUUCGGCCAUCGAUGAUGGGAUAGGAUCACCCCUUCCUCUAAAUGACGGAGGGGGGAGAGGUAACGCAACGCUGGAGUUUGAUGUCAAUGUCUUUAAGACAUACUUGGAGUCUCUUCUCUUUCCAGUGAUGUCCGCUACAAAACAAGAAAUCGAAGACAGCCUUUUUGAAGAUCCGAGCUUCGACGAGAAGACUGUGAGGUUCGCUACUGACCCUGGAUGUCAGGUGGUAUAUAUCACUAAAGAGAGAUAUCUGGAUGUGGACGAGGAUGAUGCACCAAUCGCAAGAAUUACAUAUCGACUACAUCUUCCACCUACUCCACCUCAUUCACCAAAUUGCAUCUCCACACUUGCUUUGAUCAAAAUCUCACCCACCUUAGAUUCCUUGAAUCCGUUAGGAACGCAAUUACAUUUCCUCCAACUAUCAUCCUCAUCUGUUGCCGUACCUGCAUUAGUUUCCGAUGAAAUACCCUCAGGAGCGUCUACAGCGGUCACAACUCCUACUAAUCAAGUCACUCCAUACGAUGGAUUGCAUAGUCUGGUACAUUGGGGUGUAGCACCAUGGUUUGAUUCUUACGUAUCGUCUAAAACGAAUCUGGCGGGAAAUCAGUCUAACAAGAAAAAUCAAGCAGGUGAAGCUUCGAUGGGUAUUCCAGUAACCAAGAAGAAGUUCGCAGAGUUGGAGUUGAGUUUGUUGCAUCUGAAACAGAAUGUGGAGAUCCCAGAAGCUAGAUUGGGUGUUCAUCCUGCCAUCAGGAAAGCUGUUGCUCAGUGUCACGCAAACGGUACAAGAGUAUCAGUAGAUGCUGUUGAGCCUUCCUCGCUGCUUUCCGAUCCAGCCUUUCUCAACAAGCUACAAGCAGAUGUCAAUUCAUGGAUCAAAGAGAUUCAAUCGGUCACCAAACUCUCAAGAGAUGUCUCAUCAGGAACAGCAUCUCAAGAAAUCAAUUUUUGGUUAUCUAUGGAGAAUGCUCUAGAGAACAUUGAAGCACAGCUCAAGGGUGAAGAAGUCGGAUUAGCGAUGGAUGUACUGAAACAUGCCAAAAGAUUCCAUGCGACUGUCAGUUUCUUGGCUGAUACUGGUCUGAAAGAAGCCACAGAUAUCGUACAUAAGCACAAUAUUCUCAUGAAGGAUUUCCCCCUUGACGAGCUCUUAGCGGCUACAGAUCUUGAUAAAAUACAAGAAGCUAUCUAUCUUAUCUUUGGGCAUAUCAACAAGAAGCUGAAACUCUCCCCGUACCCCAUACGACGAACCCUUCCUCUUGUUGAGGCUAUAUCUUCGGAUUUCAACGACCAGCUCCUCAAGGUACUCGGUAGUCAACGGCUCAUGUACAUGGACUAUGCCAAAUUUGAGGAAGUCAUGGCUAUGACAGCCGACGUUUUUGCCACUUGGGAUGAGAAUAUGAAAGACUUCACCAAUGUCGCUAGAGAAGUUUCCCGUAAACGAGCCGAAAAGUUCAUUUCGAUCAAGAUCAAUCCUGCUCAUGCUAAACUUCAAGAGCGAGUCGCCUAUCUCCGAGGGUUCAGACGCUCUCAUGAACAAUUGCGAGUCAUGACUUCCUCAACAAGAACAUUCAGCGGUCUUGGCAACGAUGCUCCUUUCGAUAUCGACAUGGAGGAAGAGGUCAGAUUGAGUUACGAAAGCGUCAAGAACGUCGACGUUCUCGAUGUAUCCUCUGAAGGAUCAGAAAUUUGGUACACUGCCGAAACUGCCUACAACGACAGAGUAGCCAGGAUUGAGAACCAAAUCAUCUCAAGAUUGAGAGAUAAAUUAGCCACCGCUCGGAAUGCACAAGAGAUGUUCAGAGUAUUCUCUAAAUUCAACACUCUUUUCGUCAGACCUAAGAUCAGAGGUGCUAUCCAAGAAUACCAAACACGUCUUAUUGAAUCUGUCAAAGAAGAUAUCCGAAGAUUACGACAAAAAUUUACCGAGAAUUAUCGAAACUCCCAAGCAUACCAUAUGUCGCAAAUGAGAGAUUUCCCUUCGGUAUCAAGCGCAAUCAUCUGGGCUCGACAGAUUGAAAGGCAGCUUCUCACAUACAUGAGAAGGGUAGAAGAUGUCCUAGGAAAAGGAUGGGAAAGUUACGCCGAAGGACAUAAGCUUCAAGUUGAAAGUGCUUCUUUUCGAGCCAAGCUGGACACUAGACCUCUGUACGAUGCGUGGAUCGGAGAUAUCACUAAGAGAGGUAAUCUUACUGUCACUGGUCGACUAUUCGAUGUGAUCAGAACUCGAGCUACCGCCACCAACGCUCAAGGUCAGCUCCAAUUGGUUGUUCAGUUCGAUCCUCAAGUUAUUGCUCUCUUCAAGGAAGUCAGGGCGCUCAUCUGGCUCGGAUUCCCUGUUCCCUUGACAAUCAGUCAUAAAGCCAAAGAUGCGAAACGAGUGUACCCUCAUGCUGUCAGUUUGAUGGAGUCUGUUAGGACCUACACUCAAACCCUCGAUUUGAUCGACAGAAACGAGGACGUCGCUAUAUUGCUAGCUAGCUAUCGAUCACAUGCCCAACAGAUGAUUGAGCGAGGCAUCAAGAUGCAAUGGGACCACUUGGUCAACGCAUACGAAGGGCAGCGAUAUCUUCCUGGUGGAGCUGCGGACGGAAGAGAGAAUCGACAUUUCCUCUUCGUGCGAGAAUUUGCUUCGGUUAUUUCAUUACUUCAGGACAAGACCAAUGCUCUUAUCGAGAUAUCUACAGACAUCACCCGCAAUGUCGACGAACUCUCUACUUGUGACUUCACUGCCGAGGCUUUCUCCAACCUUCUCAGCCAGAUCCAAAAAACGAUUGAUCACUUAAAUCUCGAGAAUUAUAGUAACCUUGAUGCUUGGGUGGUCAUCCUCAAUGAACGAAUCGAUAAAUUGUUAAGGGAAAGACUUGUCCAAGCCAUCGAUUCCUGGUGCGAAGAGUUCAAAAGAACAGACGAGUUCAGUCUUCUUAACGGAGAUAAUCAACAAUUGGGUAUCAAAGGCGGUAAAUCCGAAGUACAUAUCGAACCGCUUGUACAUGAAAUCCGCAUCAGAAAUCAAGUCAUCUACCUCGACCCUCCUAUUGAAAUAGCUAGACAGGAAUGGUUAGGUCAACUCCAAGAUGCUCUAGGUGUGGUCUGCAAUCUCAAUCGUAUCCGCAGUUCUCGAUACGAGAUUAGCCUUCAGGUCGAUGAGGCUGGUGUAGAGGAAACGUCCUAUGUGGGUUUGCUCGCCUCUUUCGAUGAUGGCACCAUUGAAAAGCCUCUAGCUCUGAUCGAGGAUAAGGUGCAAACCGUCAAUGCCUAUGUGGGCAAAUGGCUUCAAUUCCAAUCUCUUUGGGAUCUAGAAGCGGAAUCGGUCUAUAGCAGACUCGGCGACAAUUUAGCUGAAUGGGGCCAACUCAUCUCCGAUAUUCGACAAGCGAGAACUACCUUCGACACCACGGACACCAAGAAAGAAUUUGGUGUAUGCGUAAUUGAUUAUGCCAAUGCCCAGAGUAAAGUCAAUGCGAAGUACGAUUCGUGGCAACGAGAAUUGCUCACUAGAUACGGUACCAAGCUUGGCUCAUCGAUCAAAGAAACCUAUUCAUCCAUCUUGAAAGCUCGUACCGAUUUAGAAACUCUUGCGAUUGAGGGCUCAUCAACUGCUCAAGCUGUCGCAUUUAUCACUUUCGUACAAGAUCUCAAGAGAAAAGUCGUCAAAUGGGGACCUGAAAUCGAGGAGUUCAAUUCUGGUCAAAAGACCUUAGAAAGACAAAGGUAUUCCUUCCCCAACGAUUGGCUCUAUGUCGACCAGAUGCAAGGUGAAUGGAGUGCUUUCACUGAGAUUUUGAAGAGAAAAGAUGAUUCCAUCAAGGAGCAAGUCGCUGGACUUCAACUCAAGAUCGUUGCCGAAGAUAAGGUCAUUGAUGGAAGGAUUGGAGAUUUCGUCACAGAAUGGGAAGCGAACAAACCUCUUCAAGGUAGUAUCAAAGCUGAAACAGCUAUCAAUACCCUGAAUGUAUUCGAAGGUAGACUCACAAGAUUGACCGAAGAAUACGAUCUAGUUUGUCGAGCUAAAGAAGCUCUCGAUCUCGAACAUACCAAAGACGAUAGACUACAACCUGUAACCGAGGAAGUGAGAGAUUUGAAAGCUGUUUGGACAGCUCUCUCAGGCAUUUGGGGAAGAUUAGCCCAGCUUAGAGAAACUCUUUGGUCCGCCGUUCAACCUCGUAAACUUCGUCAAGAACUCGAUGCGAUCUUAUCUUCGACAAGAGAUAUGCCUAGUAGAAUGCGACAAUAUGCUGCAUUCGAAUAUGUGCAAGAAACGCUUAGAGGUCUGUUGAAGUCGAAUAUCCUAAUCGGUGAAUUGAAAUCUGAAGCUUUAAGGGAAAGGCAUUGGUCAAAAUUGUAUAAAGCCUUGAGAAUGCCUUCUACCCAAGCUACAACGAUGACUCUUGGUCAAGUCUACGAUCUCGAUCUCAAGAGGAACGAGACCCUAAUUAAGGAAGUUGUCGUUCAAGCUCAAGGAGAAAUGGCUUUAGAAGAAUUCCUCAAACAAGUUAGGGAAACUUGGACAUCGUACUCGCUCGACUUGAUCAACUACCAGAACAAAUGUGGAUUGAUUAGAGGUUGGGACGACCUUUUCAACAAAUGUGGAGAACACCUCAACUCGCUCACAGCAAUGCGUAUGUCACCUUACUACAGAGUAUUCGAAGAAGAUGCAGCUUCAUGGGAAGAGAAGCUUAACCGGAUCCACGUACUUUUCGAUGUCUGGAUUGAUGUUCAGCGACAGUGGGUUUAUCUGGAAGGUAUCUUUUCAGGAAGUGCAGACAUCAAGCAUCUCCUUCCUGUGGAAAGCGCCCGUUUCCAAAAUAUCAAUUCUGAGUUCUUGACAGUGAUGAAGAAGGUCAACAAAUCGCCUUUCGUUGUAGACGUAUUAAACAUCCCCGCCAUCCAAAAGAAUUUGGAACGUUUAGCCGAUCUACUUACUAAAAUUCAAAAGGCCUUGGGAGAAUACCUAGAAAAAGAGCGAUCGUCUUUCCCUCGAUUCUACUUUGUUGGUGAUGAGGACUUACUGGAAAUUAUCGGUAACAGCAAAGAUACCAGACGUAUCAUGAAGCAUUUAAAGAAGAUGUUUGCUGGUAUCUCCACUCUACAAUUAGAUGAAGAGGAGACGCAACUUCUCGGAUUUGCAUCAAGAGAAGGUGAAGAAGUCUUGUUCCGUGAUCCUAUCGUUCUCAAAGAAUACCCCAAAAUCAAUGAUUGGCUCGCCAAGGUCGAAUCAGAGAUGCGACUUUCUCUUGCUCGUCUCCUCUCUCAGGCUGUCUCCGAACUGCAAGCUUUGUUCAAAGUCGACUCGGACCUCUCUCUGGCGGAUCUUUUAGCUUGGAUUGAUUCCUACCCUGCUCAGUUGGUAGUACUCGCCGUUCAAAUCGCUUGGACCAACUUAGUUGAAGCCUCGAUCUCUGCUGCUGGAUUGACGAGCGUCCUCGCUCUUGUAUCGAAAACCCUCGACUUGCUGGCUGAUACUGUUCUGCAAGAUAUCGCCGUAUUACAGAGAAGAAAAUGCGAGCAUCUUAUCACCGAACUCGUGCAUCAGCGGGAUGUGAUCAGAUCGCUGAUCACUGCGGGAGUCAGAAACAACACAAGCUUCGAUUGGCUAUAUCACAUGCGAUUCUAUCUCAACGAGAAUAUCGAGGACCCUCUUUUUCGACUGGAGAUCCAUAUGGCUGAUGCCGUCUUCCCAUAUGGCUACGAAUAUCUAGGUAUCCCUGAUCGACUUGUCCAAACUCCUCUUACGGACAGAUGUUACCUUACACUUACUCAAGCUUUGGACAAUCAGCUUGGUGGAUCUCCCUUUGGUCCCGCCGGUACUGGUAAGACCGAAUCCGUCAAAUCUCUCGGUGUACAACUCGGCAGAUUUGUCCUUGUGUUCUGUUGUGACGAGACAUUCGAUUUCCAAGCUAUGGGUAGAAUCUUCAUUGGUCUGUGUCAGGUCGGUGCUUGGGGAUGUUUCGACGAGUUCAAUCGACUUGAGGAAAGGAUUCUCUCAGCUGUCUCUCAACAAGUACAAAGCAUCCAACAAGGUCUCGCUCAAGCUGCCAACAACCCCAAUGCGGAAGUUGAACUGGUUGGCAAGAAGCUCAAGAUCAACACUCGAACUGGUAUAUUUAUCACUAUGAAUCCUGGUUAUGCUGGUAGAUCGAACUUGCCCGAUAACUUGAAAAAACUUUUUAGAAGUAUGUCGAUGACACGACCAGAUCAAGAACUCAUCGCGCAGGUAUUAUUAUUCUCAAAAGGUUUCAGAACAGCGGAAAACCUAGCUUCAAAAGUCGUACCAUUCUUUAACCUGUGUGCGGAACAGCUUUCUGCUCAACCUCACUAUGAUUUCGGUCUUCGUGCUCUCAAAUCUGUUUUAGCCAGUGCUGGUAUACUGAAAAGGGAUAGACACCUGAUAGGCAAAGGUAAUGAAGAACAAACGGACCAAAUUGCCGAACAGCAGAUUAUGAUACAGAGUGUAACGGAAACUAUCGUACCGAAGUUGGUGGCUGAGGAUGUUCCUCUGUUGAAAGCCUUGCUUGAAGAUGUCUUCCCUGAUGUAGAUUAUGUCCCUGUGGAUCUCGAUGCAUUGAAGGCCAAAGUUUCGGAAAUAUGCAAAGAGCGUCAACUAGUUGCUGGACCCGCUUGGAUGGAGAAGGUCGUUCAAUUAUACCAAAUCCAGAACAUCUCUCACGGCCUCAUGAUGGUUGGACCUUCUGGUUCAGGUAAAACGCAAGCUUGGCAAGUCCUUCUCAGCGCUCUGGAGAGACUUGAUGGUAUCGAAGGAACACCGUAUGUCAUCGAUCCUAAAGCGAUUGACAAAGAAGCUCUGUACGGUACACUUGAUCCUACUACCAGAGAAUGGAAUGACGGUCUGUUCACCCAUAUCCUCAGGAAAAUAGUAGAUAACGUUAGAGGUGAAACUACCAAGAGACAUUGGAUUAUCUUUGAUGGUGACGUUGAUCCCGAAUGGGUAGAAAAUCUGAAUAGUGUGUUGGAUGACAACAAACUGCUUACUUUGCCAAAUGGUGAACGUCUCAAUUUACCACCCAAUGUUCGAGUAAUGUUCGAAGUUGAACACCUUCGAUAUGCCACUCUUGCCACUGUCAGUCGGUGUGGUAUGAUCUGGUUUAGCGAUGAGAUAAUCGACACUGCAAUGGUCUGCCAACAUCAUCUAGAUAUCUUAGCUUCGACGCCCAUCGGUUCCGAAGAUGACGAAACCCCCGAUUAUACCGCUAUCGGUGAUAUCAACACUGCAUCCAAUGCUCAAGUUGAAUCUCAAAAGCAGAUUGUCAGUAUACUAGAACCGCACUUUGGCCCGAAUGGACUGGUCAAUUCAGCUUUGGACUUCGCCGAGAAGUGCCAACAUAUUAUGGAUUUCACUCCUAUCCGAGCUCUCAACACUCUGUUCUCUCUUCUGAAAGCUACUGUCCGGAAUGUGCUCGAGUACAAUGCCAGACAUGCCGACUUCCCUCUUGCUGCUGAAAAGGUUGAAGCCUAUGUCACUCGGAGAUUGUUGCUCAACAUCGUCUGGUCUUUUGUUGGAGAUGCCAAACUUGAUAUCCGGGCGGAAUUAGGAGAACAUUUACGUCGAGAAUCCGGUAUCGAAACGCCUACUUUGGGUCUUGGUGCUUCUUUGAUCGACUACGAUGUCGAUGUGGCUUCUUCUUCUUGGGUUGCUUGGCAGUCAAGAGUACCGACUGUCGAAGUUGAGACUCAUGCUAUCACCUUAGCCGACGUUGUCAUCCCUACUGUCGAUACUGUACGACACGAGGAAGUUCUUUACAGUUGGCUUGCCGAACACAAACCACUUAUUCUCUGUGGUCCUCCUGGUUCCGGUAAGACCAUGACUCUGUUCAGUGCUCUGCGAAAACUUCCAGAUCUCGAAGUGGUUGGAUUGAACUUCUCCAGUGCUACCACCCCCGAACUCAUCCUCAAGACUUUUGGGCAAUACUGCGAGUAUCGAAAGACACCCAAUGGUGUUGUUCUUGCGCCUCAACAAAUCGGUCGAUGGCUGGUAGUUUUCUGCGAUGAGAUCAAUCUGCCUGCGACCGAUAAGUACGGUACUCAACGGGUUAUCUCCUUCCUCAGACAGCUGAUGGAAUGCAAUGGUUUCUGGAGAACAUCGGAUUUAGCUUGGGUCAAGAUGGAAAGAAUCCAAUUUGUCGGAGCAUGUAAUCCUCCCACGGAUCCUGGUCGAGUACCCCUCAGUCACCGAUUUAUGCGACAUGCACCUGUCGUCAUGGUCGAUUACCCAGGUGAAAUAUCUCUCAAAACGAUUUACGGUACCUUCAACCGAGCUUUGCUUAAAGUCAUUCCGACUCUCCGUGGUCAUUCGGAUGCUCUUACAGAUGCUAUGGUCGACUUCUAUCUGGCUUCUCAAAAACGUUUCACAGCAGACAUUCAGGCCCAUUACAUCUAUUCUCCUAGAGAGCUUACAAGGUGGUCAAGAGGUAUCUACGAAGCUAUCAAACCCCUGGAAACCCUUUCUGUGGAAGGUUUGGUCAGAGUCUGGGCUCAUGAAGCAUUACGUCUAUUCCAAGAUAGAUUAGUAGCAGAAGAUGAGAAGGCCUGGACGGAUGAUAAGAUAGAAUCGACCGCUUCUCAACAUUUCCCUACGAUCGAUCAGAAAGAGGCUCUCGCCCGACCCAUCUUGUUUGCCAACUGGACUUCGAGGAAUUACAUCCCCGUCAACCGAGAGCAACUUCGAGAAUAUACCAAAGCUAGAUUGCGGGUGUUUCAUGAAGAAGAGCUGGACGUCCAACUUGUACUGUUCAACGAUGUUCUUGAUCAUGUACUUAGGAUCGACAGAGUGUUCCGACAAAUCCAAGGUCAUUUAUUGCUUAUUGGUGUCAGUGGUGGCGGAAAGACUACCUUAUCUCGAUUUGUCGCUUGGAUGAACGGUCUCAGCAUUUACCAAAUCAAAGUAUCCAACAAAUACACAGGUGCCGAUUUCGAUGAAGAUCUACGAACAGUGCUUCGAAGAGCGGGAUGUAAAGGCGAAAAGAUCUGUUUCAUCAUGGACGAAUCGAACGUUUUAGAUUCCGGUUUCUUGGAAAGGAUGAACACUUUACUUGCUAAUGCUGAAGUUCCCGGUCUAUUCGAAGGUGACGAACAUGCUGCUCUGAUGACAGCUUGUAAAGAAGGAUCUCAGCGGGAUGGUCUAAUGCUCGACUCUCAUGAAGAGCUAUACAGAUGGUUCACUCAACAAGUAGCGAGAAACUUGCACGUUGUCUUCACCAUGAACCCCCCGGCGAACGGUCUGGCUUCAAGAGCUGCAACGUCUCCUGCGUUGUUCAAUAGAUGUGUACUUGACUGGUUUGGUGAUUGGUCCGACCAAGCCCUAUAUCAAGUCGGUCUCGAAUUUACCCAGACUCUGGAUCUCGAUAUGUCGACUUACACGCCCGCUGCGCCAUUCCCCAACGCUUAUCGAGAUUUACCGAUGCCUCCUUCUCAUAGACAAGCGAUCAUUAAUGCUAUGGUCUACGUUCAUCAAUCAAUGCAGAGUGUCACUAGUAAAUUGUCCAAAAGACAAGGGAAAUAUAACCAUAUCACACCGAGACAUUUCCUGGAUUUCAUCAACCACUAUGUUCGCUUAUUCAACGAAAAGCGAGAAGAGCUCGAAGAACAACAAAGACAUCUGAAUGUCGGUCUCGACAAGCUUCGAGAUACCGUCAACCAAGUCGAAGAGCUCCGACAUAGUCUCGCUGCUAAGAGCUCGCAAUUGGAGGCCAAGAAUGCUGAAGCGAAUCAGAAGCUCAGACAGAUGGUGACAGACCAACAAGAAGCUGAAGCAAAGAAAGCUGCUUCUAUAGAAAUCCAAGCUGCGUUGGUCCAACAAGAUGAAUACAUCCAGCAACGUCAGGAAAUCGUCAAAGAGGAUCUCGCGCAAGCUGAACCUGCUGUGCUGGAAGCUUUAGCCGCAGUUGGUAAUAUCAAGAAACAACACUUGUCAGAAGUUCGAUCAAUGGCUAAUCCACCCGAAGCUGUCAAACUUGCCAUGGAAUCUGCCUGUUCCGUCCUUGGCCACCAGAUUGAUAGUUGGCGAACUGUUCAAGCUAUCAUCAGAAGGGACGACUUCAUUUCGAGCAUCCAGAAUUUCGAUACUAAGAAGAUGACCAAGACUGUCCGAGAUCGAAUGAUGAGAGAUUACAUCAACAAACCGGCUUUCAACUUUGAAACAGUCAACAGAGCAAGUAGAGCUUGUGGUCCUCUCGUACAAUGGGUUAUAGCUCAAGUGCGAUUCUCCGAAAUCCUUGAUAAAGUCGCUCCUCUCCGACAAGAAGUCGCUUCGUUGGAACAACAAGCUGAUAAUACCAAAAAGCAAGCUCAAGUUGUCACGGAUACUGUAGCAGAGUUAGAAGCCUCUAUCGCCCGAUACAAGGAAGAAUAUGCGUUGCUCAUCAGUGAAACUCAGUCGAUCAAGAGUGAAAUGGAUAGAGUACAAAGCAAAGUUGACCGAAGUAUGACCUUGCUCAAGAGUCUUUCAUCAGAACAAGAACGAUGGGAUGCUGGAAGCAAGACAUUCGAGACUGAGAUGGGAACUAUCGUAGGAGAUGUGUUAAUUUCAGCUGCUUUCCUCGCCUACGGUGGUUUCUUCGACCAACGUUACCGGGAGUUGAUGAGAAGGGAAUGGAUGGAUCACCUUGCAGAAGCUGGUAUACACUUCAAGAACGAUCUCGCACUGUCCGAAUUUUUGUCUACUGCAGACGAGAGACUCAUCUGGCAAGCCAACGCUCUUCCCGCCGAUAACCUCUGCGUUGAAAAUGCCGUGAUGCUCAAGAGAUACAACCGAUACCCACUCAUCGUUGAUCCGACUGGUCAAGCUGCUGCAUUUCUUCAAAACGAAUACAAAGAUAGGAAAAUCACCGUUACCAGUUUCCUGGAUGAGGCGUUCCUCAAGAAUCUCGAGAGUGCUUUACGUUUCGGUAAUCCAUUACUCAUUCAAGAUGUCGAAAACCUUGAUCCUAUCCUCAACUCUGUGCUCAAUCGAGAACUGCGUCGUACCGGUGGUCGAGUCCUCAUCCGAAUCGGUAAUCAAGAUAUUGAUUUCUCUCCUGCAUUCACCAUGUUCCUGUCCACUCGAGAUCCUUCGGUGGAGUUCUCCCCGGAUAUUUGUAGUAGAGUUACUUUCGUCAACUUUACCAUGACUCGAAGCAGUCUACAGACCCAAGCUUUAGACAAGGUAUUGAAGGUAGAAAGACCUGAAAUUGAUCAAAAGAGGACAGAUCUAAUGAAGCUUCAGGGUGAAUUCAGACUUCGGUUAAGACAUCUCGAAAGAUCUCUCUUGCAAGCUCUGAAUGAGUCCUCUGGAAGUAUCUUGGACGAUGACAAGGUUAUUGAGACUUUGGAAGUACUCAAGCGAGAAGCAGCAGAAGUCACGAGGAAGGUCGAAGAAACCGAAGUGGUCAUGCGAGAAGUCGAAGCUGUUACGGGCGAAUAUCUCCCACUUGCUCAAGCUUGUAGUGGUAUCUAUUUUACCCUCGAACAGCUUGCGACAAUCAAUCAUUUCUACCAGUUCUCCCUCGAUUAUUUCUUGGAGAUCUUCGAUUAUAUCCUCUUGCAAAAUCCCAACCUGAAGGGUAUCAACGACCUUCAGUCUCGAAAAGCUAUCUUACUUCGGGACCUAUUCCUGGUGACUUUCCAACGGACUUCAAGAUCACUGUUGCAUACCGAUUAUUUGGUCUUGGCUGUAUCUUUAGCUAAACUGAGGUUGAGAAGUGAUACAGAUGAAGCCGUCUUAGAUGAACUCGAUGCUGUAUUAGAGAUACCAAGUGGGGGAUCUCAAGCUGAACUCAGAUUGACUUCGGAACAAAGAAGAAGCUUGGAUAGCUCAGUAGGACCGGAAAUGGCUAAAGUACUGGAGCAGGACUUUGAAGCGAAUGCGGAGAAAUGGAAGGAGUUCUCUAUUUCAGCUACCCCUGAGAAAUCAGUACCAUGGCCUUGGACUGAAGCUGAUGCCCUUUCUGCUUUUGCUGAUCUCUCUUUCGGCUCCGACCUCGCCAAUCAAGCUGCAUAUGAUUUACAGGCAGUCGUCAUCAAUGAAGUUGAUCCAACACACCCAGUGGCUCUUGCUUCCGUUCCCGGAUACGAUGCAAGUUACCGAAUUGACAAUCUCUGUCGAACAGCCGGUACUGCCUGUGCAUCAGUGGCGAUGGGUUCAGCAGAAGGAUUCACCCUUGCUGAUCAAGCGAUUGCCAAUGCUGCUCGAAUUGGAUCAUGGGUACUGCUUAAGAACGUUCACCUCGCUCCCGGAUGGUUAGCUCAACUCGAGAAACGAUUACACAGCUUAUCACCCAACCGAAACUUCCGGCUAUUCUUAACUAUGGAGAUUAAUCCUGUCAUUCCGGUCAACAUUCUUAGACAAUCCCGAAUCAUUAUGAACGAACCUCCUCCAGGAGUCCGAGCGAAUCUUCUAGAUAGUCUCAAGGGUAUUCCCAAAGCCCGAAUCACGACUGGUCCAGCUGAGAAAUCAAGGUUGUUUUUCUUAUUGGCCUGGUUCCAUGCCGUGGUACAAGAACGACUUCGAUACCUCCCAAUCGGUUGGAGUAAAGGAUAUGAAUUCAACGACUCCGAUUUCGAUGCAGCGCUCAAUACCAUCGAUACUUGGCUUACUGAUCUUGCAAAGGGCAAAGCGAAUGUAGACCCUGCUCAAAUCCCUUGGGUGGCCUUGUGCACGCUUAUCAAACAAGCUGUAUACGGUGGACGAGUCGAUUCCGAUUACGACCAAAGAGUGGUAGAUGCUUUCGUAGAUAGAAUUUUCACCGCUCGAGCGUAUGAUCCGGACUUCAAGCUUGUCGAACAUGUCGAUGGUGGAUUGAAUGUCCCUGAAGGUACACAGAUGAGUCAAUUCGUACAAUGGGCUCAGGCUUUACCGGAAAGAGAACCUCCUGCUUGGUUGAGUUUACCUGGUACGGCUGAAGGACUGGUUGCUGCUGCGGAAGGUGACGCGAUGAUGGUGAAGUUGAGAAAGAUGAGGACCACAGAUGACGAAGAAGACGAGACUGGACCUGCGGCUACUUCAGUUGGACGACCUGCUUGGAUGACGGCUCUGAAGGGACAUGCAGAAGAUUGGUUAACGAUCUUACCUAAGACCCUUACCACACCUCCCAAUAAUCACUCUCCCUUAUCCCGAUUCUUCGCACGUGAAGCAUCGACAGGCUCUAAACUGCUCCAGCGAAUCCGACGUGAUCUCUCCGAACUCAUUCAAGUAUGCAAUGGUGAUCUGAAACAAACCAAUGAAUUGCGUGCUUUGAUAUCGGAUCUCAACAGAGGAACAGUCCCAUCACAUUGGAAGAAGUUCAAAAUGCCUAAAGGUACCGCUGUAGCUCAGCAUAUUUCGAAUUUUGCCGAAAGACUUAGACAGUUGGAAGGCAUAGCGAACGGACAAGGUGGUCAGGGAGAUAAGGGUAUCUGGCUUGGUGGUUUAUUCCAACCUGAAGCGUAUAUCACGGCUACUAGACAAGCAGUCGCCCACGAUAAAGGAUGGUCGUUGGAACAGUUGGUAUUGAGUGUGGGGAUUGAGAGGACAGGCGGACAAAGUUCGUUCGCUAUUCAAGGAUUACACCUCCAAGGAGCAUCAUGGAAAUCUGACCAUCUUACUCUCAACGACGGUCGAUCGGUCUCACUUGGUCCAUCGCAAAUCGUCUGGUUAAGACGCGAUGAACGUCCUUCGAAGGGAGUUAACAUCGUAAACUUACCUGUGUACUUGAAUGGAGAUAGGAACGAUGUUUUGUUCAGCGUUGAUUUGGAGACUGAAAGUGAGGGCCAGGCGAUAGUAGCUCAAAGAGGUGUUUGUUUAACUGCUGCUUGA
Messenger RNA from Kwoniella botswanensis, 13797 nucleotides. RefSeq lists its product as uncharacterized. Bases 1 to 13797 code for a protein of 4598 amino acids. The transcript is spliced from 20 exons. The record is from RefSeq and is a predicted model, not a curated record. Gene Ontology annotation, molecular function: ATP hydrolysis activity; dynein intermediate chain binding; ATP binding. Gene Ontology annotation, cellular component: cytoplasmic microtubule; cytoplasmic dynein complex; cell cortex. Gene Ontology annotation, biological process: cytoplasmic microtubule organization; nuclear migration; microtubule-based movement. NCBI's taxonomy places the organism in Eukaryota, Fungi, Basidiomycota, Tremellomycetes, Tremellales, Cryptococcaceae.